Numida meleagris (helmeted guineafowl) is the source of this 14136-nucleotide messenger RNA. It is a transcript of the gene CUX1, whose product is annotated as cut like homeobox 1. Lineage: Eukaryota; Metazoa; Chordata; Aves; Galliformes; Numididae. Gene Ontology annotation, biological process: regulation of DNA-templated transcription. Gene Ontology annotation, molecular function: DNA-binding transcription factor activity, RNA polymerase II-specific; DNA binding. The record is from RefSeq and is a predicted model, not a curated record. The coding region runs from base 1064 to 4960 and encodes 1298 amino acids. The transcript is spliced from 17 exons.
UCUGGUUACUUGUAAUCACUGAUUAUAGAACCUGUCUGAUUCUUUCUCUCUAACUAAUGAACUUUAAACUCAAUGAAUGAGGGAUUCCUCCCCACCCCCACUAGAUUUUUUAUGUAUUUGUGGGGGUUUGUAAGCUACUUUGGGCUUGGUUUGGUUUCUCUUUGAUUCUCUCUGGGCUGCACGUGCUAGAUGACAAACUGCCAUCCUCCUGGUGAACUAAUGGGAGUGAACCACUCUUAACCAGGAGCACUGCAUUAAAGUCACUUGGGUUUCCAACUGUGCUAAUGAGGGUGGGCCUCAUUUAGUUGGACACCUGUAACCAUUCCCCUUCAGGUGUGUGUGACAGCAUCCCUGCAGUGAUACACAAGCUGUAGCCUUAAGUACAAAGCAAUAUUUAUUUGUCUUACACAAAAGAAAGCAUUCUAACAAAAGAUUAAAACUGAAAAAAGCCUUGUAAAGUUUCUUAGAACUUUGUUAAUUCCAUCACCCUGCCCGUAGUGGUCUUUUUGUGCCCAGUUACUCAAAAUGAAUGAUGUUCGCAUACACACAUUUAUCUGUGUAGCACCAGGGCAGCGUUUUCCAUCUUGCUCACCUUUGAUUCAAAAUUCAACGCUGGGAAGAGUGAAUCUUUCUGUUACUGUUGGUGCAGGGGAAGAUUGUAAAACAGGUAGCUUUCUUUCCACGGGUCCUCAAGAAACUAUUUACUGAUGUUUCAUUUCCUGCGUAUUUCUCCAUUUACUGUGCCUGUGUUAUUAACCUGCCCGAACACAGUGGUUACAUCAGAUAACCUGAGGGGCACAUCUGCCUUUCAUUAAAAUGUAACACCCAUCACUGUCAUUGCCAACCAUGUCGUCUUACCAGCUGGGUUGCCAUAAAUUGCUGUGAAAUGCAUGCAGCCUUAACCAGCAGUGAGGAGUGCAUAACUUAACCAUGCAGUCGCUAACCAUCUUAAUAAAUCUAAAUUCACUCUUUGCUGGAGACACUUCAGGGAAAGCAGCUAGCAGCUCCUCCAGCCCGUUAUCCCACGUGGUCACGGUGAUGCGAAGGGGCUGAUGAAAUCGAGAUGAUCAUGACAGACCUUGAAAGAGCAAAUCAGAGGGCAGAGGUGGCUCAGAGAGAGGCAGAGACCUUAAGGGAGCAGCUCUCGUCAGCUAACAAAUCUCUCCAGCUCGCUACGCAGAUCCAGAAGGCACCUGAUGUGGAGCAGGCCAUCGAGGUGCUGACACGGUCCAGCCUGGAAGUAGAACUGGCCGCGAAGGAGCGGGAGAUUGCCCAGCUCGUCGAAGAUGUCCAGAGAUUACAGGGCAGCCUCACCAAGCUGCGGGAGAACUCCAGCAGCCAGAUCUCCCAGCUGGAGCAGCAGCUGACCGCCAAGAACAGCACGCUUAAACAACUGGAAGAAAAACUGAAAGGACAGGCUGAUUAUGAAGAGGUUAAGAAAGAAUUAAAUAUAUUGAAAUCCAUGGAGUUUGCACCACCUGAAAGCUCUGGUGCGCAGGAUGCAUCGAAACCGCUGGAGGUGCUGCUGCUGGAGAAGAACCGCUCGCUGCAGUCCGAGAACGCCACGCUGCGUAUCACAAACAGUGACCUGAGUGGGUCAGCCAGGAGAAAAGGGAAAGACCAGCCUGAGAGUCAGCGUCCUGCAACCUUGCCGGCUUCCCCUCCUUCUCAGUUGCUCCGCAACGCGGGGGAGCAGGCUUCCAAUACUAAUGGUACACACCAGUUCUCACCAACGGGUUUAAGUCAAGACUUUUUCAGCUCAUCCCUGGCAAGCCCCAGCUUACCCCUGGCCUCCACAGGAAAAUUUGCACUAAACUCUCUCCUCCAGCGACAGCUAAUGCAGUCCUUCUACUCCAAGGCAAUGCAGGAAGCAGGAAGCACAAGCAUGAUUUUUUCAACAGGUCCUUACAGCACAAACUCCAUCUCUUCCCAAAGUCCAUUACAACAAAGUCCGGAUGUAAAUGGCAUGGCCCCAUCUCCCAGCCAGUCAGAAAGUGCUGGGAGCAUCUCCGAAGGCGAGGAGAUAGACACAGCCGAAAUUGCACGUCAGGUGAAAGAGCAAUUGAUCAAGCACAAUAUUGGACAGCGGAUAUUUGGACAUUAUGUGUUGGGACUGUCGCAAGGGUCUGUGAGUGAGAUACUAGCCCGGCCAAAGCCAUGGAAUAAACUGACUGUGAGAGGCAAGGAGCCAUUUCAUAAGAUGAAGCAGUUCCUGUCGGACGAGCAGAACAUCUUGGCUCUUCGCAGCAUCCAGGGUAGACAAAGAGAGAAUCCAGGCCAGAACCUGAACAGACUAUUUCAGGAAGUACCGAAACGAAGAAAUGGGUCUGAAGGUAAUAUAACCACACGAAUCCGAACCACAGAGACUGGCUCUGAUGAAGCCAUCAAAUCCAUUCUUGAACAAGCCAAAAGGGAGCUGCAAGUACAGAAAACAGCUGAGCCGGCUCAGCCGCCUUCUGCAUCUAGCAGUGGCAAUUCUGAUGAUGCUAUUCGAUCCAUUCUGCAACAAGCCCGACGCGAAAUGGAGGCACAGCAGGCUGCCCUUGAUCCUGCCUUAAAAACAACACCUUUGUCUCAAGCUGACAUUUCUAUCCUGUCCCCCAAACUAGUAUCUACAUCUACAAUGUCUUCGGUUUCCAGCUAUCCUCCUUUGGCCAUAUCCCUGAAGAAACAUUCAUCUGUUACUGAUUCCAGUAUCUCUGCAUUGCAGAACCUCUCUGGGCUCAAAAAGGAGCCGCAGGAGGCACCUGUUUUAGAGCUUCAUGGAAUAAGUGAUUCUGCCCAGGGUAUGUUGAGGCAUGUUAAAAAUGAGUUGGGACGUGGUGGUGUUUGGAAGGACCAUUGGUGGAAUACUGUGCAGCAUGAGAGAAGAAAUACAGCUCUUCCCGAAGAUGUAAAAGUUGAGGAAGCCAGUGGUGGAAAAGAAAAGGUCAGCAAUCAGACUAGGCCAGAUCGUAGCCAGCUCCAAGGACCAUCUUCUUCAGAGUAUUGGAAAGAGUGGCCAAACGCUGAAUCUCCGUACUCGCAGAGUUCUGAAUUGAGCAUGACUGGGGCGAGUCGCAGUGAGACGCCACAAAAUAGCCCCCUCCCUUCAUCCCCUAUCGUGUCCUUGUCCAAGCCAUCCAAACCUUCAGUUCCUCCUCUGACACCUGAGCAGUAUGAGAUUUAUAUGUACCAGGAAGUGGAUACGAUAGAACUAACGCGGCAGGUCAAAGAAAAGCUAGCAAAGAAUGGCAUCUGCCAAAGGAUCUUUGGGGAAAAGGUAUUGGGGCUGUCCCAAGGAAGUGUCAGUGACAUGCUCUCCAGGCCAAAGCCAUGGAGUAAAUUGACACAAAAAGGCCGAGAACCAUUUAUUCGUAUGCAGCUCUGGUUGAAUGGUGAGCUGGGACAGUGUGUCCUGCCCGCACAAGGGCAGCAACAAGGACAAGUCCUUCACUCUGUGACAUCAUUACAGGAUUCCCUACAGCAGGGAUGUGCAAGCUCAGAAAGCACUCCAAAGACUUCUGCCAGUUGCAGUCCUGCUCCUGAAUCUCCCAUGAGUUCCAGCGAAUCGGUAAAAAGCCUGACAGAAUUGGUACAGCAGCCCUGUCCUUCUAUAGAGACCAGUAAGGAUGGCAAAUCCCAGGAGCCCAGCGAGCCGCCUGCUUCUGAAUCCCAGUCCACGACGCCUUUGCCGCUGUCAGGCCACUCAGCACUCAGCAUCCAAGAGCUGGUCGCUAUGUCCCCGGAGCUGGAUACGUAUGGCAUUACAAAAAGGGUCAAAGAAGUGCUAACGGACAACAAUCUUGGUCAGCGUUUGUUUGGGGAGACAAUCCUGGGGCUGACACAAGGCUCUGUCUCAGACCUGCUGGCUCGCCCGAAGCCCUGGCACAAGCUGAGUCUGAAGGGCCGGGAGCCCUUUGUCCGCAUGCAGCUGUGGCUGAACGAUCCCAACAACGUGGAGAAGCUGAUGGAUAUGAAACGGAUGGAGAAAAAAGCCUACAUGAAGCGGCGACACAGCUCCGUGAGCGACAGUCAGUCGUGCGAGUCCUCCUCCACUGGAAUCGACUACAGCCAGGGCGCCAGCCCGCAGCCUCAGCACCAGCUGAAGAAGCCCCGGGUGGUGCUGGCACCAGAAGAGAAGGAAGCUCUGAAACGAGCCUACCAGCAAAAGCCAUACCCAUCACCAAAAACCAUUGAGGAACUGGCUACGCAGCUCAACUUGAAAACCAGCACCGUGAUCAACUGGUUCCACAAUUACAGGUCUCGCAUCCGCCGGGAGCUGUUCAUCGAGGAGAUCCAAGCGGGAAGCCAGAGCCAGGCCGGGUCGAGCGAUUCUCCUUCGGCGCGAAGCAGCAGAGCCGCCCACAGCUCGGAGGGAGACAGCUGCGAUGGCGUGGACGCGGAGGGCCCACCUGAAGGAAAGCCAAGCGGUCCGGAGGCGGACGAGUACAGCAAUGCAACCACAAAGUCUCAGGGAGGGCAAGCGGAGUCGGCUCUGGAGGCGGGGGAAGAGGCAGUGCCGGGCGCCCGGCCCACAGAGCGAGCGGAGCCGCUCCUCGUGGCGGCCGAGGGCCUGGAGGACACUGACGACGAGGGCAGGCCCAGAGCACCGCGCCAGGGCUCUCCGGCGAGGUCUCAGCGCUCGGGAGAAGCUCCGGAGACACUGCCCAACUCCGCCACGGAAGGGGAUGCCUCUACCUCAGCUGCCUCCACCUCAGUCCUUACAGGGGAGAGCUCCUACAAGUCAAAGGAAAGUUCAGAGAAAAGCUCCAGCGUGCCAAGUACGAGUUCGACGCCGGCCGCAGGCUCGCAGAAAGCCAACUCUCUGCAGAGCUUGUUCAGCUUCUCCGAGGCCGCGAGCUCCAGGAACACACGAGACAGCUCCUUGAGGAAAAAGAAAGCCGCAAACUUGAACAACAUAAUCCACCGCUUGGAGAAGGCCGCCAGUCGGGAAGAGGCUGCCGAGUGGGAGUUUUGAGAUUAAAACUCGCCCAACUCUGGAGAGCUGGGAAGUGAAACUGGACCUCUACUGGUUUUAUUGUGUUGCGCACUUAUCCGCCCUGCGGGCCACAGGGCAAAAACGCCAUAGGCCAAGGUGCAUAUAGAAAACAAAAGGAGCGUUAAGCCCAAUUUAUGUUUGUGUUUUCGAGGAAGAAAACUGAAAUGUGUAGUCGAGCUUUUUUGUACCCUGAAGUGUUUUUAUUAUUGCCCUAAGUGAUUUCCACAGUUUCUGGAAUAACUCAUACAGCUUUGCCUUGUGCCCUCCUCUUUGGUGUGGGCUUUAAAAAAAAAAAAAAAGAAAAACGUUUUAAAAAAAAAAAAAUCGAACCCACGUAUUAAAAGGGGGCUUUUUAUCUGCCAUCUAAUGGCUACAGAGCGAUAAUACACUAUUAUCUUCUUAAACCAGGAAAAAAGGGGAGAUUUUUCAAAAAAAAAAAGAAAAAAAAAAGAAAGUUUUUUGUAGCUGUUCAGUUGCCACUAAGAGAUUGCACAGUCAACCGACUCUAAACACACUAGUUUGGAUUCCUACAUAUUUUCAAGAAAAGAAAAGAAUCUUGUUGUUUGAAACUUUGAAUUAAAAAAAAAAAAAACACAUUUACUCCACAUAUUUUUUAACAAAACAAAAAAAAAAAGUCACAUCAGGAAAAUAUCUUAAUUUGUGGUAGCUGACUUAGUGUUUUCUUGUAAGUGAAAUAGAAUAUUGACACGUAGUGCACAUUGUUUCAUAGCUUUAACUGAUUCUGGUCUUUUGCAGCCCAGAAUUUGUUUAAUACACUCCAUUUUAGGCCAAAUCAGGACAAAAAAAAAAAAAUCUGAAUCUAGGUAUUUUAUAAUCUGCUUUUUAACCUCUAACCACAGAGCACGCUGAUCAGACCUCAUAUCUGGGAGGUUUAGGAGACAACUUAGAAACAGCAUGUACUUGAUCAUUUCACUUGGGUCGUAGUGUACAGGAUUUCCUUUCAGUCAAGUCAGAUUGCUCCAAAAACGUUGGCCAGUAACAUUUCAGCCUGCUUCUUCGGGGACACGCUCCGUGACCCGAAAUGUUCACCUUACCUGGAAUCGAGGGAAGCGUAGUUCAUGUGUACGACUGCUGUCACACCACUAAGGGGACGGGAGCUGCCUCAGAUGGAGAAGUUUUCCUGCUGUAGGUGGCCAUUUACUGACUCUCUUCCCACCGCAAGCACUGAUUUUAAAUAUGUUUUAGUCGUGGGAAGCUUGUUUUUACGUGGAGGAAUAGUACAUGGCAAUGACCAGACAGGCUCUUACCAGGGCAGAAGAGCCCAAACUCCAAACCAAAACGUUGAUGCUCUCCAGUCCCGGUCUCGCCCGUUCUGCCCCGCAGAAAUACAGCCUUUCGCCAUUAUUUUAUGCACAGGUUAGGGCUGAUCAAAGUACAAAUCAAAUUCUAACUUGUCUCUAACUCCUCCUGUUGUCUAUAUGUAUAUGCGUGAGCAUAGAGGUGUGUGGAAGGAUGUGUGUGCGUGAGCGUGUGCGUGCAAUUUUAUACGUCUGUGUAUUUUCUUACGUACUUGUGCACACAUAGAGUGCAUUACUGCCACCUUUUUUCAAUAAGCUGUUUUAUCAGUUAUGGCUUCUACAAGUUUGCUAAUUUAGACUCCUUUAUUGCCAUAUCUUUAAAACUAACAAUAGAUGAUUUCGGAAUAUAUAUAUAUAUAUAAAUAUAUAUAUAUAUAAUUUUUUUUUGCUUAUUUAUAGGUGCUGUAUUUUAUUAUCUGAUUGUUAGGAAGGGAUGAAAGGGGGCAAAUAUUCUUUAGAGGGAUAGACUGCCGGCAGUAUUGGGUAUAAUUUACAAGAUGUAGUUGUCAUACUGUAUAUUAUUGAUUGAAGACUUUUUGACCGUAUUGUGUAUCAUUGAACUUUUGUCUUAGGUCAGCAUCUUUUUGAUGACACUUUAAUGGUGCAUUCAUUACUUCUUAAGUUUAAUUAAUAUUACUUUUCUGAUUUUGGGGGAGGGAGGGAUGGGGAGAGGAGUUCCGACUUUAAAGGUAUGUUCCCAAUAUUACACCUCAGUGUGCUUGUAUUAAUUCAUUAGUAGGAUUUUUGACUGUAAGAUGUGAAACCACAUUUCUUGCAUGAUGUUUUAGAACGUAUGUAUUUCAUUUACAGUCUCUUAACAUGCAACAGCAGCACUUAGUGCAAGUUUCACAAAUUGAGAAUCAGUACACUAAAACCAAUCCUUUUCAUGAUUGAGAAAAGAAGGCUCUAGGAGGCUGAAAGGCAGGGACUCGUUUCCUAUUUCUACUGCUAGCUGUUUCAGGAUACCUCCUUGGGUAGCUGGGGACUUGUGAUGCAAAACUCAAACUGAGGAGCAGAGAGAGCAACUGCCCCUUUCUGUGAUGAGCUGAGGAGAUGGUUUGUAAGAGCAAACACCGGCGUGUGACAGUGCUGGAAGCGAUUCCGGCUUCUUAUCUGGAGUGCAGUUAGCCCACAGGAAUGGCCAGCGAGGGAAAUAACGUGGUGAAGCAGAGUGGCACCUCUCUGUGUCUGUACAGUGGUUUGACUUACAAAGCACAGCUCCAUCUGUAAAUGCACGUCCUGGCAAAAGUAUGCAUACCUUAAUACGAGUCACAACAAGAUGUGUCUUCAGCCACGGAGCAAAGCUUCUGACAAGAAGACACAGAUAUUUUCGUAUGUUCUUAAUAUUUUUUUUUUUUAAUUGUUGUUGUUCGGUUCAGGUUGGGUUUUUUAAUUAAUUCUGGGCAAUCCGUUUGCCAGUCUGGUUCUACUGUCCUUGUCUGCUGAUUGGAGAUCCAGGUGCUUGAUGCAGCCAAGUGGUUACUCUCGGCUUUCUCGAUAGGGAGGGUUUUUUUUUCUGUUUGAUUUAUUUUUUUAAAUUAAUAUUCCCCAAACUGUUCUUGUGCCUGUGUCUAUAUAAUUGCAUUCCAUAAUGCUUACUGAGAGCUCUUGCUGCAUUAUCCGACAGCAGAACUGUAUUCACAGGUUGAACACAAAUGCAGCAUUUAAGGUCAAUCUCUCUUCUUAAUAAGCAAUACGUAAGUGCCUUGAAACUUGUUAUCUUUUCUUUUCCUGUUCGUUUUUGGGUUGCUUUUCAGACUUCCACUAGUUCUUUAGGGUUCCUUAGCGUCUGCCCGGUUUUUAAUGCUAUAAUGGUUUUUUAAAAGCAUAUCUGUAGCUUGCCCUAGAGGAAAUGUUUCUUUUAUAACACUAACUGUUAAUUCUGAGCUCCAUUAUUCCAUUCGAAUCAUGUAAUUUUGCUGGAUAAAGACAGCAUUCCUAAGUCAGAAGUCACUCCAUCCUGCCAAGGGUUGUCACUGGUAUCUAUUAAAAAAAAUUAAUCAAAUAAAAUGCUGUCAGUAUUUCCAAUAUUUUUGGCACUUUAUUAAUGACUUAGCUCCUUUUGUUGUUUCGUAUGUCAUGAUCUGCGUUGAAUGUGGAUUAGCCUGCUGAGAUGCUUGGGGGGUGCCCCGGCUGGGCGUCACUCCGCUCCCCUCGUGGCCGCGUUGUGCAGGGGCACGGGCAGACCGACACCCCCGGGCCGAGCUCCUAGAGUCGAAGCGAUGUGCCCAGCUUUUUGUUCCCCGUUUUUAGCCAAGACCGCAGCUGCUUUUCUGUUCCAGUGGAAAGUAAAUGGAUUAGCUUGAACUACUGCUGAGAUUCUCUUGCUGGAGAUGAGCUACCUACUGGCUUUCCAAACAGUCCGAGACCUCCCUGCUUUAGAGACUCAACUUCAGCAACGCUGAAAGAUGUUAGCUAUAUCUCUUAUCUAGUGCGGCAUUUGAAAGUAACGCUUCUAGGAAGAUGUAUAUUGGGGUCGUUUUUUCAUUUGGUGAACAGAUGAGGAUAAAAAAGUUGUAGGAGAAGAAAUGCCAAAGAGUAGCACUGGGGCUUUUUGUGUUCUUCAGUCACGGGAAGGCGAGAGGUGGCACUUAGGGACAUGGGGUAGGGGCUGUCCCAUGGCACCAUCGCUCUGUGGAGCGCGGAGCCUGGGAGCAAGGCACUCACUGCCAGCGUUUCUUUUCCCAGUGGAUAAAAGCACAGACUGCAGAAAACCUGUAAUCCCAGAGCCUGGUUUUAUCUUGAGGUUCUUCAAAAAUAUUUUUAUUUUCUCUUUCUGUUUCCAGUUCCGCGUUCUUACUAAAGCUGUGGGUGAAGGGCCUAGGCUAUUUUAACACAAAUGCCUUUGUAUUGCAGCAGAACUUGUUUUUCUCUCUGGGUGGCUGGGGAAGGAGAAAGGUCCAAUACUUGGUUUAGCUGAAAGGUAGGGAAGAGCAUCCCUUGGAGAGGAUGGGAUUGUCAUACAUGGGAUUGUCGGUACGCUUCCGUUUUUGAGGAUACAGACUUCAGGCAAGGAGACUGCACGUUAUAAUUGGCAGAAAUGUCUCUAAUUAGAGUUGCUGUUGAUGCUGUAAAAUAUGACCGUUUUAUUUAUUCAUCUGUAAAAUGUCUGUAGAUAGAGCCAGUCCUUAAAGGAACCUCUAUGAGUGCACUGUGUCCAUACCGUGAAUUAGUGAAUCCUUCAGUAGGAACUCCUUGCUGUAAUAAGAAAGAUCUAUCAUAGAGUUAAAGAGAAGAAAAUACAUGUGCCUUUCUCAUAAGGUGAAAGAUCCUUGCGUUAUUUCUAUCUAACUUGUUCAUAUGGGAAUGGUGAAGAGAAGGGGGUUAAUGAACGUGGCAGAAUUCUAUGCAAUAUUCCCUGUCCAAUUACUGAAGAGUGGCUGUUUUUCAGUCCUUUAGUAGGAGAAAUAGGGAGCUAGACAAGUGCAUCGUUCUGGUGGUAGCUCAAACUAUAGAGGUGAUACAUUUACAUAAAAUAGGGUUGAGGGAAAUCUGACAAAGUAAUAAAAAUUACUUGGUUUUGAACAUUUCUUUGCACUUAAAUCCAAACCAGUUUAUUUAAACUGAAAUCAUAGAGUCGUGGAAUAUCCUGGGUUGGAAGGGGCCCCCAGGGAUCAUUGAGUCCAAGUCCAAAAGGUUGCAGUGAGCCGGAGCAGUGCCUUUAGCAAGGUUGCAAAGAGAGCAGUCAUCUCCCUGAGCGAUUUGUUGCGUGCAGAUGGAGGGCACUAUUUUUGCUUCGUGUCUUUCUAACACCAAUCUCAAACGCUCUCCUAUUACUUCUUCAUCAGUGUACAUAUCCUAGAAUAUUCCCUGUCCUAGAGCCGCCGCGUGGCUGAGCCCUGUGCUGUGAGCGUUCCUUGAAGACUAUCAGAAACACGGGAGGAAGAGAGAAGUUGGUCCUUAGGUGGGGGAACCUGAUUUCACAUUCACGGACACACAUGCAGUGUGUGCUGGGGUGGUGAGACGAGCUGCUCACAUCCUCGUGGUGCUCAGGAGUGUGGCUCACACGGCUGGCACGGCUGUGGGGCAGCGCUCAGCUCACCCACACGUUGGCCUGCUGCGUUCCCCUUGCACUUUCUGCUGCCCCACAAUUGGAACGUCAACGUUUUCUUCCUUUGCGUUGCAUAUACAAUCAGCUUUUUUUCUUCUUCUUUUUUUAAAUAGAGAAUUUAAAAAUUCUGUUUGAGCAAAGUUUUUUUUUGUUCCUUUUUUUGUUGUUGUUGUUUUUUCCAGCUGUUUAAAAUCUUGCCAGAUGGUUUAAAUUGCAAUCGCUGGCUUUGAAAGCACAAAAUCUUAACUUUCUUUUCUGACACUCAGCUGUCUUAGUUGAAGAAGUGACCGAGUGGUCCCUGUCUCUUUCCCUGUGUGCAUUUGAGCUUUGACAUGUAGAAAUAUUAUUUCAUGAAUUAAUUCUUUCCUCCCCACCCCUUUUGUAGGGUGCAUUGACUAUGCCAUAUGUAAAAUAUAGCUGUUAAUGAUCUUUAAAGCGAGACAAGCCCUUUGUGCUAUGCCUAGGAACUAAUCUGUCCUACAUGACUAGGUCAUGUCCUGUACCCUGCCCUGUGAAUAUGCAAGGAUACUGAGCUUCUGUGCUCCAAAGGUGAGGUUUAUCCUUUUGGAGAAGGUUAGCAUGAGGCUGUGCACUUGAGUUUUCAAAAAGGCCUUAAAACUAGGUGUGUGAGUGGUGCCAUCCCCUCCUCAGGGAUGAUUUCUCCCAGUCAAGCGGUUCUGCAGCAUAUGUGAUGCAAUUACUGGAUGGAAGGUUGUUUCCCAGCAGGAGGAAGUCAUUCAUUGCAGUGUUAGCAGCGAGAGCCUCUGGUGCAGCCAAGGACCCAAACCCUCCACGUGACAGCCCUUGCCUGCCCAGGGAAGUUUGCAUUUCUGCAGCUGUUUUGUGAAUGAAAUUUAAAUCAGAUCUGAUGCCCGGUGUUGGUUUGCCAUUGCUAGGCGCAGACAUGCUCAGGCACAAAAGUGCAUUAAAGUGAGAUGUCUGCUUUUAAAAAAUUAAUGAGAUUAUUGUAUUUUCCCUUGUCCAGCUAUUCCACAAAGGACAGUUUCUGCCAUUGUUCAGGCUUGCUUUAUUCACGUGGAUGCCAGUAGAGGAGUUUUGUCACAGUGCUGUAGAUUAGGUAACACUAAAGUUGUUGGUUUCGUGAUGCUGUUUCAGUUUGUUGAAACAGUCGUGUGCAGACUAAAUUCUUAACCACAGCAAAAUAAUGCAGGGAGCAGGGGGUGCCUCCAGUCCCCAUGACAUCACGUCUUCAAGUUUUGUUUAUAGAGCCACUUGUACGACGUGGUACAAUACUCAUCCAAAGAGCCAUGGAAGCGGAGAGUCAGGCCAGGAAUUCCUGCUCGUGGUGACAUUGCUGGGGGUGGCAUGGUUACUGUGUAACGUGUCGUAAUGUUCGUAGCAGCACAGCCUCUCUGUCGGUAGCAAGAAUAGCAGUGUUGAGUUCCGUUGUCAUUUUCCAUCUAUGCGGGUAAUUAAUAUGCAUUUUUUGGAGUUUUUAAGUGUCUACAUAAGUGUUUCCAUAGGGAGAAAGCCCCUCUGUAUGUGUAGCAUUGACGUGCUUGGCAUCAAUAGAACUGCUGCAGCCAGAUACGUGAAAUCAUUCGGGGCACAAGUGAGCAGAGGCAUAAAACCAAUAUGUAUUAUAAUGCAUAGGAUGCUGCUUUCCUGCUUGUCAGACAAGUUCCAUGUUGUACAUGCGGAAUCAUCCAUCGGAGAGGUCGGAUUUCUUGAGAUUUGUGGGUUUUGCUCACCUGGGUAGGGAAGAGAUUGCGUUCAGAAUACAUAUGAAUAAUUCUGAGGGUCUGAGAUGUGCCAGAGCCAGGUGGUUCAAAAUUUGGAGUCAAGCUGUGUCUGUAACAUCCCCCUUCAACACAGCCUGCAGGAAAUUCAUAUGAUGGACGCUUGCUCAAGUCACAUGUAUUCUUCUGUAUCUGAGUACAGUGGGAAGGUGAAGAGUUUGCCAUGUACUUAGAAAAGUGCAAAAACAGCCGAUUGGGUACACAAAGCCAAGUAAUGAAUAUGAGCACGUGGCUCAGUCUUGCUCUCCAUGAGCUGAAUAUUCAAGCACUCUGUGGAACGAGACUGAAAUUCUGUGUUACGCCGUUCCUCUCCGAGGGCACGCGUCUGUGUUGGGAAGAGAAGAAGUAAAACCCGGCACUUGACUUGCUCCGAAGUACAAUCCUAUCCCCAAGUAACGAACAUUGUCCCUACAAUCAGUCCCUCAGUCAGACCUCUCUGGCUUUUGUUAGCUUCCCUUUUAGAGCCCUCCUACUAUUUUGACGCGUGAUCUAUGUGAGUAAAUUAUUACUAGCUUUAAAAGUGUUUCCAAAGUACCUGGUUACCUCUGGAUGCUUGCACAGCUGCGCAGCGGUACCCGAGCUCCAGCGUGCGGGCAGUCGGCAAGGUCACCUCCGGGUCCUGGUCCUUGUUCCUCCGUCAGGGCUUCCAGUUCCUUCCACCUGCAGGGAGUGGGGAUGAGAAGAGUUUAGUUUAGUUUGGAAUGCUUUAUUUUGAUUCAGCGGGCGUGUCGUCAGGAUUCUGUACGCUACUGCAUUUCCCGUUCAGUUUUCAGUUCUCGCUACUUUCCUAAAAUUCACUCUUGAACAAACUUUCUAUACUCGGAAAGCUAUGUGCCUUAUUUUCUAAUCUCUUCGUGGAGAAUAAUCUAAAGCACAGUGAUCUCGAUGGCAGCAUUCACAGCCACCUGCUUGUCAUUUAGUGUGGGAAAGGAAACGCCAACUGAGGAGCGAUUCGUGGCCCAGCGCUCGUUGUUCUCUUGCUGAUGAGCACUUCAAGCACUGUGCAUUACGUCUUUGUGCAAUAGAAAUUCUCAUUCUGCAUCCGGAGGUCGUUGGCUCAUCCAAUGAGCGUAGGCGAGCGGUAGCGUAGAGAACUCGGGUUCCCAAAAACAAGCCUGCCUGGGUUGGCUCCGGCAGCAGGGUUGGUUCUGGGCUUGGAAAGAAAGGUUGCAAGGCAAAACCUGCCUGGUUUGUGCUCGCGGUCUGCCAGCGUUCAGGAGCUGCUCGUGGGCUCCGGCCAUUGCUGCUGGUGCCAUGUUGGUGCCAUUGGCCAUCCUUACUGGUGCCAUUGGCCAUCCUUACUGGUGCCACUUGCCAUCCUUCGUGGUUGGCACCGCAGUUCAUCCCAGUCCUCACCCAGUCGUUACAAACAGGCUUCCACCCGCCAGCGCCCUCAGCCCUUAGCAGCACUCGUGUGUCAUCCUCCAAGCUUGCUCUCUCUACAGCAUCCUAAGGUGUAACACACAAAGGCGGUUUGUCGUUAGGAAAACCAUGUCGUAUUUCCUAUUUAUGAGAUUGAUUUUGUCAGUUUCUUCGUUGAGGUUUGUUUUUAUUGGAUAUAAACACAGCAGGAGCAUACAUAUCCUGCAGCUGGACGUUGGAUGGAGCGGGGUGCUGGCGGCUUGUCUGAGUAUCCAUAUCAUUGUGCCCCUGUUGUGUUUCUUAGAGCAAUCAUUUUUUUUUUUUUUAAAGAUGUUUUAUCUAAAUGCCUAAUAAAUAAUAUUAUUUAAAUAGUUUUAAAGUAAUUUAGGACUGAGAAUAAGAAGCCUCAGUGGUGAGAGAAGAGACUUAAAAUAUACAGAGAGAGAAAAUCCCCUUAGCCUCCUAGAGCCUCUACUGAGAAUGUCAUGAAGACGCAGUGCCCCCUGUCCGAGCACGCUGCCAUCUCCUGCAGGGCUGAUGUAAAACGAGAGACUGGUUUCCUGUGACGUUCAUCUUGGUUGGCAUAGGUUUGAAUUUCUGCAUUCAGAGCCGGUUUUCUUCUCCUUCGAAGUUGGUCGAGAUCGAAAACGACAAAAAAAAAAA